GAGCCACCAGUCAGUACACAACAACCGUCAGGAUGAAAACGUUCGCGCUUCUAGUUGCCCUGUUCGCCGUCGCCAGCGCCGAAUGGAUCGAUAUCGAUUGGUCCCAGGUGCGCCCGAUCGAGGAGUUCGAUCACUACUGGGCUCGCCUGCCGGCUGAGCUGCAGGUCUACCGCACGAAGCUGCCGUCGCACCGCAUCACCAAUGGCCAGGAGGCUACGCCCGGCCAGUUCCCGUACCAGAUCGCUCUGCUGAGCAACUUCGCGACCGGUACCGGUCUGUGCGGUGGCUCCGUCCUCACCAACAACUACAUCCUGACCGCUGCUCACUGCGUCAUCUCGGGCGCUACGACCCUGGCCACGAGCGGUACCGCCAUCAUGGGAGCUCACAACCGCAACGUGAACGAGCCCACCCAGCAGCGCAUCGGCUUCACCUCCGCUGGCAUCCGUGCCCAUCCGGGAUACAAUCCGACCAACAUCCGCAACGACAUUGCCGUCGUGCGCCUGAACUCUCCGAUCACCUUCACCGCUCGCAUCCAGCCGGUCCGUCUGCCGGCCCGCUCGGACACCCGCCAGUUCGGUGGCUUCACCGGUACCGUGUCCGGAUUCGGACGCACCACCAACACCGGCGCUACCUCGCCCGUCGUGAUGUUCACCAGCAACCCGGUCAUGACCAACGCUGACUGUAUUGCGCGCUGGAACACCGCCCUGAUCCAGCCCCAGAACGUGUGCCUGAGCGGAGACGGUGGUCGCUCGUCGUGCAACGGUGACUCGGGUGGCCCGCUGACCGUGCAGUCCGGUGGAAGCCUCCAGAUCGGUGUUGUGUCGUUCGGAUCGGCUGCCGGUUGCUCGAUCGGUAUGCCGUCGGUGUACGCCCGCGUGUCCUUCUACCUGGACUGGAUCGAUGCCAACUCGGACUUCAACGCCCAGCCUUAAGCUCUUCGCUGUACAAAAGAUGCAUUAAAUAUCAACGAUUUACUUUACACCUGAAAA
Molecule: messenger RNA, 989 nt
Organism: Anopheles merus
Lineage: Eukaryota; Metazoa; Arthropoda; Insecta; Diptera; Culicidae
Product: brachyurin-like
Exons: 1
Coding region: 33-932 (299 amino acids)
Biological process (GO): proteolysis
Molecular function (GO): serine-type endopeptidase activity
Source: RefSeq, a predicted model, not a curated record